Leucoraja erinaceus (little skate) is the source of this 228-nucleotide messenger RNA. Its product is annotated as protein myomixer-like. NCBI's taxonomy places the organism in Eukaryota, Metazoa, Chordata, Chondrichthyes, Rajiformes, Rajidae. Bases 1 to 228 code for a protein of 75 amino acids. The record is from RefSeq and is a predicted model, not a curated record. The transcript has a single exon.
AUGCCGGUCCUGUUGCUCCUGCGCUCGCUCCUGUGUGGCCUCCUGCGGAGCAAGCUUGUGGUGUCCGGCCUCCAGUUUGCCAGGCGCCGCCUGUCCGCGCUGUGCGGGCGGCUCACGCCGCUGCUGCGGAGGCUGUGGGAUCGCCUCAGGUCCGCGGACACCAGGGCCGCCGUCCUCUCCUGCGUGCUGUGGGCACUCGACAUGCAAAAGCGCAGCACGGCGCGGUGA